AGAGUCUUGUGAAACAUUCUGAUCCUGCCAACCUGUCUGAUGAUGAAGUUUACGGUAAUUUAGAAUUUUCUCGAAAGUAAAUGCAGGCUUAUGGCAAAUGUUACCACUUCCGACGAGUAAACUUGUUUAACAAAAAUCGGAAGAUGGCGAAAAUUAAAGUUGUGGAAAUGUUCAGUACCCCGAAACAGUUCAUAGUUGCCAAUGAAACGUAUUCUGAGGAUAUUUGGUCAGAUGAUCCUGGUAACUAUGACGAUGACACUCAGGAUAAUAACCAAUCAGGUAACGGGAAACUCAAAUUCCAGCGGGAAGCCAGCAUGGACACAACACAGGAGGAAUUUGACCUGGACUUUAUGAUGCCAUCCAGAGUUCGCGAAAUUUUGAGUUCGGAGGGACUUACCAAGGACGUAAUAGACAAAUCGGUUAAGCACUUGGAGAAAAAACAUAGGAGAGCGCUUCACUUGACCAUUCUUCAAGAGAAAUCUCAAAGAACCAACAUAGAACCUAAGAACCAGAAAUCCAAAAGGAACUUCUCUCUGCCGCGGCUGGCCCUCGGCGAUACGGAAUCAGUCAGCGAACAUUCUGCCGAGUGUCACGACGUCAGCAUCAGAAGAGAAAAACGUCACCAGCGACCGAAGCCUUGGUCCGAGGCUCUUCCUGUCAAUGAGAUGAUUACGGAACAUAUUGUUGAACCUCCAGUGGAACCAGACUUAGAGGAACCUUUCCAGUUUUGUCUGACAGAAGCGGAGAAAGUCAAAUGGUUGUCCGAGCAACAGUUCGAGAAAGCCUUGGUGGGCAGCAAUUUCGAGCCGCCCAGAUUAGUGCUCGUCUCCUCCAAGAUUCCAAAACACCACGUGAUAUCGAAAAUACUGUUGACUCAUAACGUCGUGCACAUGGUUUAUGAUUUCGAAGUGGCAUCUUUCAAUGAAAUAUUAGAUAUGAUUUCGAAUAAACUGGAGAGUAUAAAAUCCGGGUGUAAAGCGAAGUCUAUACUCCUGCUGUGUCAGGGUGGACCGGGUUACUUGUACAUCCUCAGGAAAUUUGCCGUCACUCCGCAGAAACUCAAGAAGGAAUCUUAUAAAUGUGUGAGAGAGUUCUGGAAAACGUUAAGCAGUUAUGUUAGCAAAAUUGACCAAAAUGAAUCUGCUAUUCACAUUUCUGGAUGUACCCUUGAAGAGAGUUUUCAGGGAAGAGAGGUUGUACGAUUUAUACAACGACUUGUCCAGGCCAACAUGGUCAAGAUUUCGGCAAACGACGACCAGUCCGAGAAGGGUCAAAAGGUGAUUUCUCGGUACUUCAACAUCAGAUUAUUUAACUACUGGAAAGCUCAUUUAGAUGGCAGUGAUGAUGAAAUUGACUUUGACAAAGUGGAAAAGGAAGACCUGCAAGUCGAGGCCCCUUCAGAAGAUGACCCCGAAGCAGGUGUCAGAACAUGGUCAUCCCUGGCAAAACAAUUUGACAGGGACUAAGUUUAUUUGUGUUCUUACUUUCUGGGAAAUACAGAGAGCAGAUGUGAACUAUGAAAUCUAUUUUUUUGAAGACAAUGGUGGUGAUUAAGUUGGCCUUCUACAUGAACAUGAGAGUGCACUUUAUGUCCACACAUUAACAAAAUCUGAAUGCAACAUUAUCUGUGCACUAUCAAUGCGUUAUCUGUGCACAAUACGACAGAACUGAUGAUGGAUCCAGGAAACCAAUGUGCUUCAAUAUUCAGUACUGUGAAAUGCUUUUAAAUCGGUAGUUUGAAAUGUUUUGGACUAGGACAUUAGUGUGGGAUUGCAAAUGUUAAUAAUUUGUGAAUAAUUACAUUGUGUAUAUAUCUAGACUAUAUACAGGUCUAGUUUUAAAGUUAAUAAAUCUUAAACACGUA
This is a messenger RNA of Ostrea edulis (European flat oyster), 1864 nucleotides long. Its product is annotated as NMDA receptor synaptonuclear signaling and neuronal migration factor-like. The coding region runs from base 81 to 1466 and encodes 461 amino acids. The transcript has 10 exons. Gene Ontology annotation, cellular component: nucleus; cytoplasm. The record is from RefSeq and is a predicted model, not a curated record. Gene Ontology annotation, biological process: regulation of neuron migration; regulation of neuronal synaptic plasticity. Lineage: Eukaryota; Metazoa; Mollusca; Bivalvia; Ostreida; Ostreidae.